Messenger RNA from Lactuca saligna, 3798 nucleotides. The record is from the annotation of a GenBank genome assembly. NCBI's taxonomy places the organism in Eukaryota, Viridiplantae, Streptophyta, Magnoliopsida, Asterales, Asteraceae.
AUGGCUGAAAUCGUGCUCUCUGCUUUCCUGACAGUGGUCUUUGAAAAGCUGGCCUCUGAAGCCUUGAAGAAGAUUGCUGGCUCCAAGGGAGUUGGUUCCAAACUGAAGAAAUUGGAGAGGUCAUUAAUUCAGAUCAAAGCUCUUCUUAAUGAUGCUUCUCAGAAGGAGAUUACUGAUGAAGCUGUUAAAGUAUGGCUGAAUGGCCUCCAACAUUUGGCUUACGACAUAGACGACUUACUUGAUGAUUUGGCAACCGAAGCUAUGCAUCGUGAGUUGGCUGAUGAAUCUGGAGCCACCACUAGCAAGGUAAGAAAGCUAGUCCCAACCUGUUGCACAAAUUUCUCACGUACAAGUAAAAAGAUGGAACGCAAGUUAGAUGAUAUUACCACCAAGUUACAAGAACUAGUGGAGGAGAAAAAUAAUCUUGGUUUAGGUGUGAUAACAAAUGAAAAGCCAAAAAUUGAAAGAUAUGAGGCAUCUUUGGUAGAUACAAGUGGUAUUGUUGGACGUGAAAGUGAAAAAAAUAAGUUGCUUAAGAAGCUUUUGGGGGGUAGAGAUGAAUUUACUAGUCAAAGUUUCAGCGUCUUGCCCAUAGUUGGUAUGGGUGGGGUAGGCAAAACAACUUUAGCUAGAAUGUUGUAUGAUGAAAAGGAGGUGAAGGAUCACUUCAAACUUAGGGCUUGGGUUUGUGUUUCUGAUGAGUUUAAUAUCUUCAAUAUAAGCAAAGUUAUUUAUCAAUCUGUGACUGGGGAAAAGAAGGAGUUUGAAGACUUAAAUCUACUACAAGAAGCUCUUAAAAAAGAAUUUACGAACCAGCUAUUUCUAAUAGUUUUGGAUGAUGUGUGGUCUGAAAGCUAUGGUGAUUGGGAGAAAUUAGUGGGCCCAUUCCUUGCGGGGUCUCCUGGAAGUAGAAUUAUCAUGACAACUCGGAAGGAGCAAUUGCUCAGAAAGCUGGGCUUUUCUCAUCAAGACCCUCUCGAGAGUCUAUCACAAGAUGAUGCUUUGUCUUUGUUUGCUCAACAUGCAUUGGGUGUAGAUAACUUUGAUUCACAUCCAACACUAAGGCCACAUGGAGAACUGUUUGUGAAGAAAUGUGAUGGCUUACCUUUAGGCUUAAGAACACUUGGGAGGUUAUUAAGGACAAAAACAGACGAGGAACAAUGGAAGGAGCUGUUGGAUAGUGAGAUAUGGAGGUUAGGAAAGAGCGAUGAGAUUGUUCCGGCUCUUAGACUAAGCUACAAUGAUCUUUCUGCCACUUUGAAGCUAUUGUUUGCAUAUUGCUCCUUGUUUCCCAAGGACUAUGAGUUUGACAAGGAGGAGUUGAUUCUAUUGUGGAUGGCAGAAGGGUUUUUGCACCAACCAACUACAAACAAGUCAAAGCAACGGUUGGGUCUUGAAUAUUUUGAAGAGUUGUUGUCAAGAUCGUUUUUUCAACAUGCUCCUAAUAACAAAUCCUUGUUUGUGAUGCAUGACCUAAUGAAUGAUUUGGCUACAUUUGUUGCUGGAGAUUUUUUUUCAAGGUUAGACAUAGAGAUGAAGAAGGAAUUUAGGAUGGAAGCUUUGGAGAAGCACCGCCAUAUGUCAUUUGUUUGUGAGCAUUAUGUGGUGUACAAAAGGUUCGAGCCAUUUAGAGGAGCUAAAAAUUUGAGAACAUUUUUAGCAUUGUCUGCUGGGGUGGUAGAAAGUUGGGCUAUAUUUUACUUAUCAAAUAAGGUCCUGAAUGACUUACUUCAGGAGUUACCAUUGUUAAGGGUCCUAAGUUUGAGUGAUCUUAGCAUAACCGAGGUACCAGAAGUUGUUGGGAGUAUGAAGCACUUGCGGUAUCUUAAUCUAUCUCGAACUAAAAUCACACAUUUACCGGAAAACGUCUGCAAUCUAUAUAAUUUACAGACGUUGAUUGUUUCUGGCUGUAAAAUGUUAACUGAGUUGCCCAAGAGCUUCUCAAAGCUUAAAAAUUUGCAGCAUUUUGACAUGAGGGGUAGUUGGAGGUUAAAGAAGAUGCCCUUAGGGAUUGGUGAGUUGAAAAGUGUACAAACUCUCUCCAGUGACAUUGUCAUAGCAAUAACCGAGCUUAAGAACUUGCAAAAUCUCCAUGGGAAAGUUUGUAUUGGCGGGCUGGGAAAAGUGGAAAAUGCAGUGGAUGCACGUGAGGCGAAGUUGUCUCAAAAAAGGUUUAGUGAGUUAGAGUUGGAUUGGGGUGAUGAGUUUAAUGUUUUCCAAAUGGGAACACGUGAAAAAGAGGUCCUCAAUGAGUUGAUGCCUUAUAAUGGUACUCUAGAGAAACUCAGAAUGAUGUCAUAUCGGGGUACAGAGUUUCCAAAUUGGGUUGGGGAUCCCUCGUUUCUUCGGUUGACUAAAGUGUCGAUAUAUAGAUGUGAAGAAUGUACAUCUCUACCAAGACUUGGGCAACUACCAUCACUGAAGGAGCUGUUUAUUGGUAAGAUGAGUAAGGUGAAGGUUGUAGGUUUGGAGUUUCUUGGGACCGACCUUGCAUUUCCUUCACUUGAAAUCCUACGGUUUGUUAGUAUGUCAGGGUGGGAGGAAUGGUCAACAAAUAGUAGGGCGUUUCCUUGCCUUCAAGAGCUUUGUAUUGAAGAUUGUCCUAAUCUGGUCCGGGUCUCCCUUGAAGCACUACCUUCACUAAGGGUUCUGAAACUAAGAAAAUGUGGUCAUGGUGUAUUGAAAAGCCUGGUUGAUAUAGCUUUGUCAAUCACCAAGUUGGAAAUAGAUGAUAUUUCAGGGCUUACUGACGAGGUGUGGAGAGGUAUGAUUGGGUGUCUAGGGGCAGUUGAAGAAAUAAAAAUCAGCGAAUGUAAUGAAAUAAGAUACUUGUGGGAAUCAGAAGCAGAGGCAAGUAAGGUUCUUAUGAAUUUAAAGAAGUUGGAUUUAUGUGAAUGUGAAAAUUUGAUGAGUUUAGGGGAGAAAGAAGAGGAUAAUAGUGGGAGCAGCCUAACAUCUUUUAGGAUCUUGAAAGUAUCGGAUUGUAACAGCUUGGAGCAUUGCAGUUGUGCAGAUAACAUGGAGGAAUUGAAUAUUGAAAAUUGUGAUUCAAUUGCAUCCGUCUCCUUCCCAACAGGAGGAGGGCAGAAGCUCAAGGAACUUGUCAUCACUGGUUGCAAGAAACUACUGGAAAAGGAAAUUGGAGGACGGGAGAAGACUGGGGCGCUUAUCAACUCAAGCAUGCAGAUGCUUGAGAAUGUAUUUAUAGCUAAUUGGCCAAAUCUGAAAUCCAUCAGUGAAUUGAGUUGCUUCAUUCACCUCAACGGUUUAUAUAUAUCAGACUGUCAGAGUAUGGAGUCAUUUCCUGACCAUGAGUUGCCGAAUCUCACCUCAUUAACACAUCUGACAAUUCAAAUGUGUACAAGUAUGGAUGCAUCCUUUCCUCGUGGGCUUUGGCCUCCCAAAUUGUUUUACCUUAGAAUAGGAGGGUUGAAGAAGCCCAUCUCAGAGUGGGGCCCACAGAAUUUCCCAACCUCACUUGUUAACCUAAUAUUACAUGGCGGGCCAUAUGAUGACGUGAAAAAGUUUGAUAAAUUGUCACAUCUUUUUCCUUCAUCUCUUACUCUUCUUCGCAUAGAUGGAUUUGAGAAACUGGAAUCGGUUUCAAUGGGACUCCAACACCUCACCUCCCUCCAAGAACUCUUCAUUUGGAUCUGCCCAAAGAUGAAAGAUCUUCCAGAAAAGUUGUUGCCUUCGCUUCUGCUUCAAUGUGUAGAUGAUCACUAAAGUAAAGGAAGCGCAUUGGCACCAUGGCCCGCUAGGCUGACUUCUCCACCUCCUCGUCUUUCCGACUUUGGC